Molecule: messenger RNA, 904 nt
Organism: Arabidopsis lyrata subsp. lyrata
Lineage: Eukaryota; Viridiplantae; Streptophyta; Magnoliopsida; Brassicales; Brassicaceae
Exons: 1
Coding region: 306-746 (146 amino acids)
Source: RefSeq, a predicted model, not a curated record
CUAAAACGGCGAUGAAGGAGCCUGUUCCUGAGCCUCUUCCAUAAAUGUUCUCUAACCUUUCCACUCACUUUGAACUCAUAAUGGGCUUCGGCCCUUUUAUUUAUGGAAACAUUUGCAACUUUCCUUUCCCUUCAAAUAUUCUCGGAGAUGCGUCUUUUAAUGCAGGAUUGGUUUAAGGGCAUAAAUCUUGCCGCAAAUCACUCCAUUUCCGGGCUGAAUCUGCUGCUUGCUAGGGAUAUGAAGUCCCUAUAAAUUACAGCUUCAACUUCCCUUUACUUCUCACUAUUCUUCUUACUUCUGCAGAUAUGGAUUUUAACCUUCGAUGUUCAGAGUCUAUGCCGGACUUCUCUAGGAUCGGAAUGAUGGAUGAAGAUGUUCCAGAUGUUCCAAGUAGACGAUCUUCUCCAGUUCGCGGCUUUUUCAGAUCUCAGAUCCAAGCUCCAUGCGCUUUGAUCAAGAACCUUCCAGAUAGAGACCGGGAGAUUGCGAUGGCCUUUAUCAAAGCGCUCGCAAUUCAACACAGGAAGCUAUCGCUGGAAAAGAAAAAACUUCGGAAGAAGAUUCAUCGAAUGCAGCGCAGGGUCACUGCGAUAUCAAGGGAUCUUCACAUCCUUAGUUCUCACCCCGGAGAGUGGAUUGAGCUCGGAAUCUCCGAAUUUGCUCGUAUCCCGGAUUGUAUGGUGCUAGUUCUUGAUCUUGCUGGUCAAGGAGUUCAAGUGUUCUGCUCUCCGGGAGGGUUUUCCUAACUCGAAGUGUGCGAAGAUCGACACUUUGUCUUGUUCGUUUGAAUAAAUGUUUUGCUUCCAAUCUCUUGUAUGUUCGCAUAACCGAACCUUUACUUGCUUCAGUUGUUCGCUCAGUCGAACCCUUUCCUUUAAUAAAGAAAUAAAAUAAACUUUUAUUA